Messenger RNA from Hypanus sabinus (Atlantic stingray), 3302 nucleotides. It is a transcript of the gene tmem268, whose product is annotated as transmembrane protein 268. The transcript has 10 exons. Lineage: Eukaryota; Metazoa; Chordata; Chondrichthyes; Myliobatiformes; Dasyatidae. The record is from RefSeq and is a predicted model, not a curated record. Bases 200 to 1330 code for a protein of 376 amino acids.
UUGGCCCCUGAGGAAGUGAACUCGAAGGAAGAAGCGGAGAGUAUGGUGAAGGCUUGUCCUCCUGGUCUGUAGGGAGCCAAGCUGUCGAUCACUGACCCCAGCUGUCAGGAGCGAGCGGACAAAACUCAAAGAGCAACCAGCUCGUCAUUGAUCAUGCCCAUGGUACACCCUUGAUGAAACACUGACAGAGAAUUGUGUAAUGGCACAUAAUGAUGACGGGGAUAGGAUCUCGCCAGCUCCAGCCUCCUUGACGUCAUUCGAAGCAGUGGAAGAAGCAGACAUUAUUCACUGGAUAAAUGAACCAAACGGACUGGGCCACCUCAGUCGCAGCAGCAGCACCAAUGAGCCGGAGCUGUAUCCCGUGUCCGAGACCCCAGAUUUGUAUAAUGGCCGCACUUUAUUGGUCCUCACUUCCAGUGCCCCUUGGUGGUCUCAGGGAUUCGAUCUCGAGUCAUGUGAGGAUAAUCUUGCCCGAUUUGGAAUCCAGAUACCACCAGAAGAUUACAAGCUGCCCAUCAAAGCAUCCCUGAUGACCUCUGAAGUCAGAAGAUACAUGUACUUCAAUUCCAGUGGCUUCCUGAUGCUCUUCGCCCCCGUUUUCUACAUUGUCACGUGGUGCUGCCUAUUCUCCACCUUCCACAUCUACAUGAGCCAAUAUCUGAAGAGUUUCUUCUGGGCUUUCUGCCUGCUCAUCAGUGCCGUUGCCGUACUGAUCAGCACAGUCCUGCUUCUCAUUCUGCGCUCACACUACAGCAAGAUUAAUGUGAACACAGAUGUGCGUCUCAUGUGGGCCAACGAGAACCUCGCAAAGCACAACAUCUUGGUCGGAGCAUUGGACGUGACAAGAAAGUGCACAAGUGUACUGCACCUUUGUUUCAUUUACUUCAACCUCGGGGAGUGCAAGGGGAGGCUGGCUUCUCUGCUGGAAGCAAGACGUCACUCAGGCCCUGGACUCCAGUCGCUUCUGCGUCAGAAGCUGGGACACCUCUGCAUCGUGGUAGAAACGAGUCAAGACAGUCCUCUGAGUGAGGUGGAUGCAGGGUCUGAGGAGGCUCCUCUAUUACCCGGGAACAGUGACGGGGCUCUCAGUAAUGGCAAUCAGCAAGCACGGCACGUUUUUAACACCUUGACGUGCCUGGUCCCCGAAGGUACAUCUGAGGAGAUAGCCUACCAGCUGCUGCUGACGUUCAGUGGACUCUAUGUAAAGCUACACGUACUGAAGCAGCUGCCUCGCACCAGGGCUUCCAUUCACACAGACGUCGUGCAUGUCCCCUGUCUUUGUCAGUACAUCGAGACUUCAAUAUUGAACCUAUCAGGUGGCGAACCAUAGGCAUCAGCCUAAAUGUGAACUUUAGCAACCCAGAAACAUUGCACAGGUAACAAUGUCUGACCUUGAACAGCAGCUGUGUUAAAACAGCGAUAUGCUGGGCCGAAUGCAGUUGACUCUGGAAAUUAUAAGGACACCGGUAAUGGCCUCCAUUCCCACCCCCCCCCCCCCCCCCCAGCAUUGCCUAUUCCCCUUUCCCUCUGUCACCUAUCUCCUUAUCUGCCCAUCACCUCCCUCUGGUGCUCCUCCCCCUUCCCUUUCCUCCACGGCCUUCUGUCCCCUUCUAUCAGGUUUCCCCUUCUCCAACCCUUUAUCUCUUUCACCUAUCGACUUCCCAGCUCUUUACGUCUCCCCUCCCCUUCUCCCGGUCUCACCUAUCACCUUUCCUACCCCCCACCUCCUGACUCUAACUUUUCAUCUCUUUUUCUCCAGUCCUGAUGAAGGCUCACGGCCCAGAACACCGACUGUUUACUCUCUUCCCUAGAUGCUGCCUGGCCUGCUGGCUUCCUCCAGCAUUUUGUGUGUGUUGCUUAUAAGGACACUUGUAUGUCUGUUGAUCAGCCGCCCAUCUGCUGAUGACAGUGACUUUGGCAUCUCAUCAAGGAGCGAGAACAUAGAACAGAGAACAGCGCAGGCCCCUCGGCCCACUGUGUGCUGACCUACACUGAAAUCAAUCCAACCCCUCCCUCCCAAUAACCAUCAAUCACCCGUGUGCCUGCCUUCAGAAUUUCUUAAAUAUCCCUGAUGUGUCUGCCUCUACCACCACCCACGGCAGAGUGUUCCACGCAUCCACCACUCGCUGUUAAAAACCAGUAAAACCUCGGAGCAGAAUUAGGCCGUUCAGUCCAUCUGUCUGUUCUGCUAUUCCAUCAUUUAUUCUCCCUCUCAACACAAUUCUCCUGCCUCCUCCCCUUAAACUUUACUGCCGUUACUAACCAAUAAUUUAUUAAUAUCUGCUUUAAGUAUAUCCAAUGACUUGGCCUCCGCAGCCGUCAGUGACAAUGAAUUCCACAGAUUCACAACCUUCUAACUGAAGAAAUUCCUCAUCUCACAUCCACACUCAGUCUGGACUUCACUCAGUCUUUUGCACUUUGUAUUGUUUAUCCAAAACUGUUCCACACCCACUGGGUGGGGCACUUGGAAUUCCCCACAAACUUCCGUCUUUUCUUCCUCCCCUCCCUCCACCAGAUAUUUUUAUCUCUGCACCCUGGUGCUACACCCAGCAGGUGGAUCAUGGUACAUUGCCCAGUUUCCAAUCCAUUGACAUUUAUGGGUAGAAAGCUGCAGGUUAAACUGUGAGCGGCUGUGAUGGGAUUAAUUACGGUGGUAGGAGUGUUAUGCAACUGUAAUUGGUGAAUAUAUUGGUAAAUAGCCCAGAUGAGUGUGUCCAAGAAUCUGCUGCCUUCAAGGGCAGUGACAAACAGAAACUUAAUGAAAGAAAAGCAAGUUCAGCUUUAUUUGUCACGUGCACAUGGAAACAUACGGCGAAGUGUGUCAUCUGCGUCAAAUCACCUGAGUGAGGGUUACACAGGGGCAGCCCACGAGAGUCGCCACAGUUCUGGCACCGUCAUUGCCAACCUGUUCGCCUUUGGACCGUGGGAGGAUGCUGAGGCGGCUGGAGGAAACCCGGACGGUCACAGGGAGAAUGCACAACUCGUUACGGACAGCAGUGGGAGUUCAACCCGGGACUCUUGCACUGAACCUGAAAAUUUAGUGACUCUCCUUACUGAGGUCAUUUACUGUGCAAAUAGUUUAUAUUUCUAGACCAAAAAAUUCCACUUUUUCAAGUGUAAAGAUUUUUAAAAAGGUAUCAACUGCUGUAAAAACUUAGUUUUAAUUUGUUAAUUGAUUAUUUAAUGAUAUGCAGAAGACAAUUCAUUAACUCCGUUGUGAAUAUCAGGAUUUCAGGAGAGAUGGUAUGCUUCCAGCAAAGUAGAGUGGAUUUAAGACUGAAAUAAAGAGCUUUCUAUUUUAA